CAUUCUGGGCACUGAUUGGCUCCUCCAUUUGCGGGAACUCGUUUGCGGCUCAGUGAAAAGUAGAUCCCGCGCUGCGGACGCAGCACGGUUCUGAGGUGUUUCGCGAGCUCGCUAGACCCGGGCAGCCUGGAUCUCGUUCACUAGAGAAUCGUGGCCAUGAUGUGGAAUAGCAGUGGAUAUGACAGCUAUGGCAGCUCCUUUGGCGGAGCCGGUGGCUACACACAGUCCCCUGGGGGCUUCGGAUCGCCGACACCUUCACAGGCUGAAAAAAAAUCCAGAGCCCGAGGCCAUCACAUUAUACCCUGUACCAUAUCUCAGUUGCUCUCUGCCAACAUGGUUAAUGAAGUGUUCAAGAUUGGGAAUGUUGAGAUUUCACAGGUCACUAUUGUGGGGGUAAUCAGACAUGCAGAGAAGGCUCCAAGCAGCGUUGUGUACAAAAUAGAUGACAUGACAGCUGCACCCAUGGAUGUUCGCCAGUGGGCUGACCUGGAAGAUCCCAGUGAUGAAAACACUGUGGUUCCUCCAGAAACGUAUGUGAAAGUGGCUGGCCAUCUGACACCUUUUCAGAACAAAAAAACCCUGAUAGCCUUUAAGGUUAUGCCCCUGGAGGAUAUGAAUGAGUUCACCACACAUAUGCUGGAAGUAGUCAAUGCACACAUGAUGCUGAACAAAGCUAACACCCAGCCCCCAGCAUGCAGACCAGAUCCAGGAAUGACUGGAGCAGGAAACUUUAAUAACUUCACGCCAGCAAAUGGCCUCACUGUGGCCCAAAACCAGGUACUGGAUUUGAUCAAGGCUUGUCCAAGACCUGAAGGAUUGAACUUUGAGGAGCUCAAGAGUCAACUCCACCAUAUGACUACCAUCUCAAUCAAGCAAGCUGUGGAUUUUCUAAGCAACGAGGGCCACAUCUAUUCCACUGUGGAUGAUGAUCAUUUUAAAUCCACAGAUGCAGAAUAACUGGAUCUUAUUGGGCCCCUGAGAUAUUUUCCAACUGGACCUGUUUUCACAAUCUGUUGUCUUAACUCACUGCUUAAGUUUUUUGAAGCUCCAAGAGAUGUAAACCAGGGUCGAACUUCCUAAGUUAGAAACUAGUUACAACAUCAGGAUAGGUGGAGUUGAAAGGGAGGUGCUACGAGAGUGAGUUCGUAUUACUGAAAUACCAGAAGGGGUUCUCUAUGACUGAAGUGCUUGAGAGACAAUGAGCAGGACUGCAGAAGGUGAUGGGUCUGUUAGCAGAGCGCUAACCAAGAAUCUACUAACUUCUGCCAGUUUUUGUUCCCCACUUUGGUUAUAUGGUGUUGCUUUCAGAAUUGCACUUUCCUUCGUUUUGUCAGAACUGCUGCCUGGACUUGUUUUUUAUAAAGAUGAGGUCCUAGAGCAGUGGACUUGGGAGUAGAAGAGAAGAAAUGUUAUUGUGUUUUGUACAAAGUAAGUACAUUCAUGUUUAAUAAAAUAGUUCUAUUAUUGCAGUGACCUGUGAAAAUGUUAUUUUUCUUUUU
Molecule: messenger RNA, 1499 nt
Organism: Talpa occidentalis (Iberian mole)
Lineage: Eukaryota; Metazoa; Chordata; Mammalia; Eulipotyphla; Talpidae
Gene: RPA2
Product: replication protein A2
Exons: 9
Coding region: 157-957 (266 amino acids)
Biological process (GO): nucleotide-excision repair; double-strand break repair via homologous recombination; DNA replication
Cellular component (GO): chromosome, telomeric region; DNA replication factor A complex; nucleus
Molecular function (GO): DNA binding
Source: RefSeq, a predicted model, not a curated record